This is a messenger RNA of Octopus sinensis (East Asian common octopus), 542 nucleotides long. RefSeq names its product protein dpy-30 homolog. The transcript is spliced from 4 exons. The coding region runs from base 243 to 470 and encodes 75 amino acids. Lineage: Eukaryota; Metazoa; Mollusca; Cephalopoda; Octopoda; Octopodidae. Gene Ontology annotation, cellular component: Set1C/COMPASS complex. The record is from RefSeq and is a predicted model, not a curated record.
AGAAACAAGGGCAGAUAACCUCUAUCACUAUUUUGCUCCAAAAAAAUAUUUCUUUGUCUUUCUUCUUGUGUAAAAGUUGCUUCGCUUUCGAAAUAUAUUUUAAAUUAUUUAUUGUUGCUUCCAAUUCCACAAGUAACAUAAAGGCAAUUCUAGAAUUACCAAGUUAAUUUUGAUAUCAGUUAUUUAUUAAAAUAAAGCGGGACGUGUUGUUUAUAGUUGUUUUUAUAUCACGAAGUUGCAAGAUGGCAGAAGAAAAGAAAAUAUUAGGCAGUGAAAAGGAGAUGAUGGAGUUACCAGCCAAACGGCCAAAAGUAGAUCUUCAAUGCCUGCCAACAAGAGCUUACCUUGACCAAACUGUUGUCCCUAUUCUACUUCAAGGAAUGUCAGCAUUAGCAAAAGAAAGGCCUCCUAACCCAAUUGAAUAUCUUGCUUCGUAUUUACUGAAGAACAAGAACCAGUAUGAGAAUUAAUGUUUUUUUCUGGCGCCGUUACUUGACUUUAUAAUUUGUACAUAGCUGUGUAUAUCUUACUCUUCAUACAAG